Xenopus laevis (African clawed frog) is the source of this 911-nucleotide messenger RNA. RefSeq names its product 26S proteasome non-ATPase regulatory subunit 1-like. The record is from RefSeq and is a predicted model, not a curated record. The transcript is spliced from 8 exons. The coding region runs from base 16 to 549 and encodes 177 amino acids. NCBI's taxonomy places the organism in Eukaryota, Metazoa, Chordata, Amphibia, Anura, Pipidae.
GAUCAGAUCUCCAAGAUGGUAAAGAUCCUCAGUGGUGAGAUGGCCAUAGAACUGCACUUGCAAUUUUUGAUACGGAACAAUAAUACAGACUUGAUGAUCUUAAAAAACACUAAGGAUGCUGUAAGAAAUUCUGUGUGUCACACAGCAACUGUUAUAGCAAAUUCAUUCAUGCACUGUGGCACUACCAGUGAUCAGUUCCUCAGAGAUAAUUUGGAAUGGUUAGCCAGAGCCACAAACUGGGCAAAGUUCACAGCAACAGCCAGUUUAGGUGUCAUUCAUAAGGGUCACGAAAAAGAGGCUCAUCAGCUAAUGGCAACUUAUUUACCUAAAGACACCUCACCGGGAUCUGCAUACCAGGAGGGAGGUGGACUCUAUGCUCUUGGACUCAUUCAUGCCAACCAUGGAGGUGACAUCAUAGACUACCUUCUGAACCAGCUUAAGAAUGCCAGCAAUGAUAUUGUGAGGCAUGGUGGUUGUCUGGGGCUUGGUUUGGCAGCCCUGGGGACUGCACGACAAGAUGUGUACGACCUUCUACUUGUAUCAGGAUGAUGCGGUUACUGGAGAGGCAGCAGGACUGGCUUUCGGCUUAGUGAUGCUGGGCUCCAAAAAUGCUCAGGCAAUUGAGGAUAUGGUGGGAUAUGCCCAAGAGACUCAGCAUGAGAAAAUUUUGAGGGGACUGGCUGUGGGCAUAGCUAUGGUCAUGUAUGGUCGAAUGGAAGAAGCAGAUGCGCUGAUAGCCUCUGCAGAGACAAGGUGAGUGAUGUCAAUGAUGAUGUUAGAAGAGCAGCUGUAGAAUCUCUGGGCUUCAUCCUGUUCAGCCACUUCUGAUGACGUCACUUCCCAUUUCCAGCAACGGCACUUCCUGCUUUAUGUUGGUCAGCGAGUCGCGGAUCAGUUUGCGGGUCAGGCAG